Ciona intestinalis (vase tunicate) is the source of this 2138-nucleotide messenger RNA. RefSeq lists its product as uncharacterized. NCBI's taxonomy places the organism in Eukaryota, Metazoa, Chordata, Ascidiacea, Phlebobranchia, Cionidae. The record is from RefSeq and is a predicted model, not a curated record.
UGUGUCGUUUCGAUAGUCCAGCGAAUUUAAAUUGGUGUGCGAAAGUGUGUUUGUUUGGCGUGAAAUGUAAAAUGUACAGGAAAGAACAGGUGUUUUAAACAGACUUUUAUGAAUAAAGUGCUAUGCUGAUUGCUGGGAGUUCAGGCUAAUUGCUUUUCGUUUAUAAAGAGAUUGAUUUGUAAUUAAGGCUGAAUAUAUUACGUAUAAGGUGUGGCCUAACGGAAAUGGCGAAACUUAAAUGCUUGAUUUUUUGGUUCAGUAUGGAAUUUGUUUAAACGUAGAGGCACUUACGGGUCAACCAACCGUAUAAACCACACGUCGUUUACUCCUAGGCACUGCAAAAAGUAACUGUUGCGUGCUUAAAACGCACAAGUGGUUUGUAUCAAACUGAGAGGCAGCUUGUUCAUGGUGAAGCGUGCUUAAGGCAGAUAACUCGGUCAGUUGAGUAAGAUUGUAUGGUCGUUGAGUAGUUGUAUCUGUGCAGUGCUAACUUUCAAUUUAUAGGCAAGGUCAUACAGGGCGGGUUUUUUUCGUGAAAUGGUUUAACUUCAAUGUUUUGGCAUUGUAAGAUAUUCAGUGACUAGUUAGUGCAGGGGUUUUAUCAAAAUCUAAAAAAUAAAACAUCUGAAAGCAACUAUACUUUGAGAGGCUACAGUUGCAAAUUCACCGCGAAAGACAAAACGUUAUUCGACCGAUUAAUAGUCUCAUUAAUUUUACAACGACUUCAGUGUGUACCAACGUAGCAGACAAUUUUGUGAAUUGUUUGCAUUUACAUUUCUAACCAGUAGUAUCAUAUUUACUUUGUGAAUUGUUUGCAUUUACAUUUCUAACCAGUAGUAUCAUAUUUACUUUGUGAAUUGUUUGCAUUUACAUUUCUUCUAGUAGUAUCAUAUUUACUUUACAUCGCAAUUACUGCCCUAUUCUAUAAACAUUUUCCGUUUGUACAGAGUAAAUAUUACAUACUGGUAGCAAAAGUGACUGUUUGUCCCUAAUCAACAUGAAAAGUGGAAUGCACUACCGUAUACAAAUUGUCGGAAACACUGGUACCGUGAAAAGAAUGGUGGCAUCACUGUACUUGGUGGGCGCGAAGAACAGCGAUCAAGUUUUAAAGGUGUGUAUAUGCGACGACCUACCACACGUUAUUAACGCUGUCGAGGGACAGCAGAAAACAGCGCCCUCUCACGACCAAAUGGAGACAGGGUUACUCAUGCAAGUGGCUUACGGGCGCAGUUUGACGGUGUCUGCUAAUGUUGUGAACGAAGACGACAACGUGUGUGUUAUUGCGCCGCAGCAAGAGGUCACCAUUCCCGCACAAGCGGUUUGGGAAUCAAACGUCGCGUUCGCCACUGACUUCCACGUUCAUAUGCGACGCCCAUACGAAGACGCAUCAGUACAGAUCGCUAUUUCAUCAAAAGAUGAGCACGGCAGUGACAUUCCGCUAAUCGUGCCUUCGCGUGUACACGUAUCCUGGCAUCCAAAGGACGUGGCUGGCGUUCAGCGUAUUAGGAAAACUUGGGAAGCGAGCGAGGAGAAGGCGCAGACUAUUCCACGGCAAUACGACCCUUCCGCUGCCCGCAAAACGACCUCUUUGCCCCGAUACCAGCAACCGAAGUACCAGAGCCUGGAAAAGCUGUUGCAAGGAAGGGUAUCGCCACGAGCGCCUGAACCCCAGCUAAACGGCAUACACCCUGCUCCUACGGCGACUACUUCUUCACGGUAUGGGGGAAAGCCUUUGCCGGUGCAGGACAAGAAUUGGAAUGUGGUGACGUCACCACGUGACGUCACAGAGACCAGCGAGGACCAGAACCUACCGCAGUGGGCGAAAGGUUUGGGCGAUCAAUUCGACUACGACGACGUUGUGGUGGUGUGAAGGGCUAUUAAGGCUAAAUAACUGCAGAAUCAGAAGGACGCGAGAUGGCGAACGAGAGCAGAGAGGCAAAAUAUCGGCGAGUGACGUAACGCGGAACGCACCUACCGCCAAGAGGGUUGUUCGCAUUCGCAAGAUAAAAUGAACACUAAAAUUACCACGUGUCAACCGUUACAAUGCAUUUUUUUACUUACAAGUAACUUAACCAUGUACGUUGGUUUAACACUAAACAUGUGCUGGUAUUAACAACAAAAACAUUGCUACUUGCAUA